AUGAGAAUUUCUGAAGGCUCUCCAUAUCCUCCGAGCGAAUCUGACAUUUCUGAGAUCGCGUGCGAUCUUGAAAAAGAAGAUGCCAUCAAAAAACUGUCACUUCUUCCCGAUCCUCUCCCUCGCCCUCGUUGUCUGACUCCAUCUGGCUUUCGAGAUGUUGCAGAAGAGCCUAGACUACCGAAGCCGAAGCCGGCUUUUCAGCAUUGCGCGUACUAUAAGCUCCCAUCCGAUAUCAGAAGAUAUAUUCUGAUACUGGCUUUCGGCAAUCGUCGUCUCCAUGUGGACUUCUCUUACGAUUAUCCCGACAUGACCUCGGAUCUCAUUCAACCGUUGGAUAAGAACCACUCUGGUAUCGUCAUGGAGAACAUGCAUGGCGACAAGCUACGAGUCGUCGAUGAUACGAAGCCAAGAUCGUGGAUCUGGUGGGGAUCCGUCUGCCAUCGACUCCCGCCAGAUCUUGACAUAUCGCGAACAGGCCCAAUGACCCAUGGAGGACCUGAUGGUCCUUGGGCUGAUACUUGUCGCAUCGGUGAAGCUCUUUACUGCGACUCUUGGCCAGGUUCAUUCCCUUCAAAGUGUCGUAUCGGUAUAAUGGGAUGGCUCUUAUCUUGUCGCCAAAAUUAUGCCGAAGCUAUCGACAUCCUUUACUCUAAAAACACCAUCAUCAUGGCCAAUGAAGCAAUGAUAACUCAGCUGCCUCAACUCCUGAUACCACAUCGCCUCGCGUCCAUAACUUCACUUGAGAUCAGUUGGAACUUGAAGCCUCGAUACGAAAGCGGUUUUUGGAAUGCCUUUGAUGAGGCCGACUUGAAGGCCACAUGUGGAAUAAUAUCCACCCAGUUCCCGCAGCUCCGUCGUCUUUAUUUGUCUCUCGAGCGUUCAAGGCAUCUUAGGUCAUGCUGGUGCUCUGAUGCUUGGCCAACUAUGAGCCUUCAUCUGGACAACCUUGCGCGAAUGAUGCCGUCUCUGACAGAACACGCCAUUUCGCUACCUGAUACACCAUUCGAUUCUAUCCUGUACGACGCAAAGAAAACUGACUUCGGGUCGUACUCAGAAAUAUGCCAUUCUUAUAAUCAGAUCUGGCGAUCUACUGACGGCGGAAUGGAUGUCAUUCAGCUUCCACAUGUCGAUAGUUAUCCUAGAGCACCGUAUCACAUAGAUAAUUCAACCUCCAAGGGCAAGGGCUACUGGAUACUCAAUGGAAGCAACUGGCCAGAAAAGGAAAAUGUCAUCACCGGCCCUCCACCAGUGGGACUUAUGGGAGAGGUCAUGGGCCUUGGACCUUAUGAUUUCGAUGACUUUGAGUAUGCUUACCCUUUAGAAGACAUGUGA
This is a messenger RNA of Fusarium proliferatum ET1, 1332 nucleotides long. RefSeq lists its product as uncharacterized. The transcript has 2 exons. The record is from RefSeq and is a predicted model, not a curated record. NCBI's taxonomy places the organism in Eukaryota, Fungi, Ascomycota, Sordariomycetes, Hypocreales, Nectriaceae. Bases 1 to 1332 code for a protein of 443 amino acids.